UUUCAGGCGGUCAAGGACGUCCUGGUGUCCAAUGCGGUGCUCCACCAUUUUGACGAGGCCCUCCCCGUCAUCCUGGCAUGCGAUGCGUCGCCGUAUGGGGUGGGGGCAGUCCUGGGGCAUCAGCUGCCAGAUGGGAGGGAGGUACCGGUCGCAUACUACUCCCGCACGCUCACCCCAGCCGAGCGCAACUACGCGCAGAUCGACAAAGAGGCCUUGGCAAUCGUGGCGGGGGUCUGCAAGUUCCAUGAGUACCUAUAUGGGAGACGGUUCACAAUUGCCACGGACCACAAGCCCGCCGCACACAAGGGCUGCAUACUAUGGGGCAGUAGGGUAGUGAUUCCGCCCCCGCUCCAAAGGCGUGUUUUAGAAUCCCUACACGAGACUCACCCCGGCAUAGUGCGAAUGAAGGCUCUGGCCAGGAGCUACGUCUGGUGGCCGGGAAUGGACGGGGAGAUCGAGGGCUGGGUCCGCAGAUGCCAGACCUGCCAGGAAUCGCGGCCCGAGCCGCCCAGCGCCCCCGUCACUAGGUGGGAGUCCACCCGGAAACCAUGGUCGAGACUCCACAUCGACUUUGCGGGCCCUUUCCAGGGGCAAACCUUCAUCAUAAUAGUGGACUCCUACACCAAAUGGCUGGAGGUCAUCCCCGUAGGGUCCCCCUCGUCCACAGCCGCGGUCAGAGCUCUGCGCAGGGUCCUAUGCACACACGGCAUCCCGGACACCAUAGUCUCUGAUAACGGGGCCGCCUUCACCUCAGCCGACUUCCAGGCGUUCCUGCAAAGAUAUCUGAUCAGGCACAUAAGGUCGGCUCCCUUCCACCCGGCCACCAACGGCCAGGCAGAGCGGAUGGUCCGCACAACAAAGGAGGCCCUCGGC
Heteronotia binoei (common prickly gecko) is the source of this 873-nucleotide messenger RNA. RefSeq lists its product as uncharacterized. The record is from RefSeq and is a predicted model, not a curated record. Gene Ontology annotation, molecular function: nucleic acid binding. The transcript has 2 exons. Gene Ontology annotation, biological process: DNA integration. NCBI's taxonomy places the organism in Eukaryota, Metazoa, Chordata, Lepidosauria, Squamata, Gekkonidae. The annotation marks the transcript as partial.